Hipposideros armiger (great roundleaf bat) is the source of this 3968-nucleotide messenger RNA. Its product is annotated as multiple epidermal growth factor-like domains protein 6. Gene Ontology annotation, biological process: heterophilic cell-cell adhesion. The record is from RefSeq and is a predicted model, not a curated record. The coding region runs from base 58 to 2586 and encodes 842 amino acids. NCBI's taxonomy places the organism in Eukaryota, Metazoa, Chordata, Mammalia, Chiroptera, Hipposideridae. Gene Ontology annotation, molecular function: calcium ion binding; scavenger receptor activity. The transcript has 20 exons.
CACUGUGAAUGUUAUACAGGAUACAGACUUCAUGCUGAUGAACGCACCUGCCUAAAGAUGGACCCCUGCACAGGUGGGAAUGGAUGUGCCCACAUCUGUCAGAGCAUGAAUGGAGUGGCCAGGUGUGCCUGUCGCCCAGGCUACCAGCUGUCUGAAGACAAAAAGGCCUGUGGAGACAUAAAUGAGUGUGCAGAGGAGCUUGCUAACUGUGGCCAUCUCUGUGUAAACACAGUGGGAUCUUUCACCUGUGCCUGCCACCCUGGCUUUGAGCUGGGAGCUGAUGGAAAACAGUGUUACAGGAUUGAACUGGAAAUUGUCAAUAGCUGUGAGAAGAACAAUGGUGGUUGUUCCCAUCACUGUGAACAUGCACUUGGUGGGCCCCGUUGUUCCUGUAACCAUGGACACCAGCUUGAUGCAGAUGAGAAAACAUGCAUAGACCUUGAUGAAUGUGAGAGUGGAGAAGCCUGCUGUGCCCAGUUCUGCACCAACUAUUUUGGAGGCUAUGAAUGCAGCUGUCAGGAAGGCUUUCAGAUCAGUCCUGAUGGCUGUGGAUGUGAUGAUGUAGAUGAGUGUCUGGAUAUCAGCAUAGUCUGUGACCAACUAUGCAUCAACUCUCUGGGGACAUACAACUGUACUUGUGAAGAAGGCUACAGAAUUGGAAGUGAUGGGAAAACUUGCAUCUCUUUAGAUGAUGAUGAGCUAGAGGAGGAAGAAGAGGAAUUAGAAGUUGUGAGGUCUGCCAACCUUCUAUUCAGAAGCCCAUCUCAACUGCUUCAUUAUGUCACUAUGUCUCUGCCUUUCGACUAUCAAGAUGAAGAAGAUGAGGAAGAGAAAAAAGACAUUCGAGGAGAACUGACUGCUUUUCAGAAAGUUGUCUGUUUAGAUCACACGUUUGGACAUGAUUGCAGCUUGAGCUGUGAAGACUGCAUGAAUGGAGGCAGAUGCCAGGAAGGAAAGAGUGGGUGCUCCUGCCCAGUUGGCUGGGGUGGCAUUCUUUGUAAUGAAACUUGUUCUCCAGAGACCAGUGGGAAAGAGUGUGGAAGCAUCUGUGAUUGUCGGAACGGAGGCACCUGUGAUCCUCUGACUGGGCACUGCCAGUGCCCCCCAGGGGUGCAUGGAAAAACCUGUGAACAUGGAUGCCCAAAAGGAUUCUUUGGAAAGAACUGCAAAAGGAAAUGUAACUGUGCCAACAAUGGCCAUUGCCACGGGGUAUAUGGCGCCUGUGUGUGUGAGCCAGGGCGCUAUGGAAGGUUUUGUCAUCUGAACUGUCCCAAGGGGGCCUAUGGGGCUGGCUGCUCUUCCGAAUGUCAGUGUGUGGAGGAGAACACCCUAGAAUGCAGCGUCAAAAAUGGCAGUUGCACCUGCAAAUCUGGUUACCAAGGCAACCGAUGCCAGAAAGUCUGCCCUGAUGGCCUCUGGGGACCAGAGUGCCAGUUCUCCUGUGGACCCUGUGAAAAUGGAGGUCAGUGCAACAAAAAAACUGGAGGCUGUGACUGUCCCCCUGGUUACACAGGAAAAGCCUGUACCAAACCUUGUCCACCAGGCACAUAUGGGAAGGACUGUAAACAGGUAUGUCAGUGUUCAACCGAGAAUGAAGACUGCCACCCAGUCACAGGGAGAUGUACCUGUCUGCCUGGCUACCAUGGAAACCGCUGUCAUCUCAAAUGCCCAGAAGGUACAUAUGGUCCAUAUUGCCAAAGGACUUGUAAGUGCCUGAAUGGCGGCAACUGUGACACCAUGACUGGCACUUGUGACUGCACUUCCGGCUUUAUUGGGGCUGACUGUGGUCAAACUUGUCCUGAGGAUCACUAUGGGCAGGACUGUGUCCGGCGCUGUUCCUGCGGCUCAGGACGCUGUGACCCGGUGACUGGAGGGUGCCAGUGUUCACCUGGCCAAAUAGGAGCCAGGUGUCAGCAAGGAUGUCCCCAAACAAGGUAUGGCCCAAAUUGUGAGCUAAAAUGUACCUGUAAAAAUGGUGGUCUUUGCAAUCCUGUGGAUGGAAGCUGUACCUGUGGCCUUGGAUGGACAGGAAAUUAUUGUGAAAAAGAAUGUCCCCCUGGGUAUUAUGGCCCAGGCUGCCGUUUUAAUUGUACAUGUCAGAACAAUGGAGUUUGCAACAGGUUUUCUGGAAGCUGUGAAUGCCUCCAAGGUUACUAUGGAAGAGUCUGUGAACAUGCAUGCCUUCCUGGAUUUUAUGGUUUGAAUUGUGCUCACGUCUGUGACUGCAAAAAUGGAGCUAGUUGUGAUGUAGAGAAUGGACAGUGCAUUUGCCCAGCAGGUUUCCAUGGCAGCCAGUGUGAAAAAGAGUGUUCACCUGGGAUGUUUGGAGACAAAUGUCAUCAACUCUGUGACUGUGAAAAGCAAAGCUCCUGCCACCCAGUAACUGGAAAAUGCCUCUGCCCACCUGGGAGAACCGGAGCCAGAUGUGAAGCGGAAUGCAGAUCAGGCCAGUAUGGACCUGACUGCGCUCUCAAGUGCCAAUGUGUCCACAGAGCUCACUGUAACCCUCUGAAUGGGAGCUGCACUUGCCCCUCGAGGAGAAUGGGUCCCACUUGUGAAGAAAAUGGUUUGGAUGAUACUCAGUAGCCAUAUACUGACAGCUUUUCAGUGGGUGAAUAGAAUUUUGCUGAGGUUCACCCAUGAUUCAUCAUCUUAACUCUGUCAAAGAAAUGUAAUCGCUCAACCAUGUUCAGCUCAACCUCGCCUGCCAUGAGGUGAAAAACAGGACAUCUCAACUUUAUGGCCUCCAAGCAUAAGUUAAUUCUCUGGUCUACCCUGCCCAACUUCCUUUUGCCAAAGAACAUGCCCAAGACUAAGAGAAUGUUUUUUAAAGAUCCCCAUCAUAGUAACAUUUUGGACUAAUAAAUGAAACUUUUUUUAUAUGCACAGGCGGUAUUUAAAUUUGGAAGUAAGAACUGCCUUUCAGUUCAGGUUGGACUGUGCUGAAAUAUUCACACUUAUUCACUGAAGACCUCAGUGGUCAUUAAGUAGCUGGAUUCUCUUUAGAAAUGUCUAGAAUUUCAUCAAUUUUUUCUCAGUAUGCUGCCUUACAUCUAAGUCUGCUUCAGAUUGUGAAUGUAUUGUAUUUCAAACAUGAGUUUUGGUGUGGGAGACUCUUAAGACUUUAGCCACAUAAAGAUCUGGGUAAAAGUAUGACGUGCACACUUACAAUGAAUCAUCAAAAUGUUUAGUGGUGUUCUUCUCAUCACUGGUCAGCAGACAGGAAAAAAAAAGAGUAGAAAUGAUCAAAGCAAGUGCUUUGCCUGUUCUGGGGGACACAAAUUUCCCAUAGAGUAGGGCCCGACCAGAAUUACACCUUUAAUCCACAUUGGUAAUCUUCAUCCUAAUUGCUCAUCAUUUAGGUCAGCUUUACUGCCAUUUGUAAGCACAGCCCUGUAAUGAGCCCAAGAAAGAUACAGCAAUAAAUACAAUUGUAUUUUUGUUUUCAAGUAGUUUAAAAUCAUUUAAAAUUUUAGACUAUUGGUUAAUUCACAUUGGGUAACAGUAUUUUCUUGAUUGGAAAUGUUACUUUACUCAUGCUUUACUGAGGUAAAAAUAGGGAAAUAUUGAAAGUAUAUGACUAAUGCAUAUUGUCUAGAGUAGCUUUUAAAUCAAAACUGAUUUAGGAUAGAAUUGACUGAAGGAUUUAUGAAAAAUACUUAGUGUUAUCAAUUCAGUAUAGUUUCUGGUCUUUAUUUAACACUUAUCUUCCUAUAUCUCAGCAUAUUUAAGAGAGAUAUAGCAUACCUAUAAUUCACAGCCAUGCCAAUGUUAAUGUUAUUAAAUGACAUAAAGGACUUGAUUAAAUAUAAAUUGGAUUUGCUCUUAAAAGAGCCACAAUCAACUUAUCCUUUUCUUUUUUUUCUCUACCUACAGUAUUUGGAAUUAAAGUUUUAUGUUUGUAUUUAAAUUAAUUUUAGCUAUUUUUAUCAAAUCAUUUAAAAACUAUGCUUUAUUUGAAUGUUUUC